AUGGCACUCCAAAGUUCAGGAUCUUUUGAGAGUUGUGAAACAGUGAACAUCUCAUAUUAUAAUGAGAGUGGAUUUAGUGUCAGUAUACCCAGAUGUCAUCUGAACAUCAAUGACAGCGUGGGCAACUUCUCGUGCCAGUGGAGUGGGAGUGAGUGCUAUUCCCAGUGCUCCAGCGGAAACAGCUCUCUGGUCAACCUCACUGACUCGGUCCGGGUGUGUUUUCUGGACCGUUGCAAAAGCUUCUACUUACCUGAAUCAAACAUGUCCUGCAUCACCAUCGUGUGCACCCAAAGCGACAUUAUUGAACUUCUACAGAAAUAUGACAAUCAAAAUGCAACCAUCGAAGACCUGAAGAGAAUUCUGGAUGUAAAGCGGAUUUGCCAGAAUGUCUUUGAUGACCCUGAAUUAGUGCAAACCUACAUUGAUGUGGAAUACAAGAUCAUUCAUAAUGUUAUCAGGAGCACAUCAAUAAAUACUUCUGCGGUGGAGCAUGACCUGGGGGAUAUGCUCAUGACCAUCACUGGAGCCAACUGCAGCACACACCACAACCUCAUCAAUGCCACAUCUCACAUGGUGGUCCCAGGUUAUGUCCCAGUGGAGAUUCAGAUUCCUCUGGAAGCCUUUCACAACAUCCCUGAGGACCAACAGAAAGCUGCAGUGAUUCACUACUCAUCUCCACAGCAGUUCACGGUCAGUCAGGAGGUGGACUUAGUGUCCAGCGUGGUGCGAGUAGAGCUGGCGGAGAAGCCCAACACCCCACUCAACACCCCACUCAGCACCCCACUCAACACCCCACUCAGCACCCCACUCAGCAUGACCUUCACCGUGGAUAGACGUGAAUGGGAAGUUAAUUCAACUGAUAAUUUCUCCUGUCAGUAUUAUGAUGAAUUUACUGCAAGUGAGUUGCGGUGGAGCAGCCGUGGGUGUGAGCUGGCGCUCCUGGACAGUGAGGACAGCAGCCGUGUGCUGGUGCAGUGCCGGUGUGACCACAUGACUCCCUUCGCAGUGCUGCUGAUCCCAGGGCUGGAGGGGCAGCUGGGCCACCACUGGACCAUCCUGUCCUACCUGAGCUACAUCGGCUGCGGCCUCUCGGCUCUCUUCUGUGGCAUCGCCAUCUUCACCUACGUCAUCCUCAGGAAGGUGUGGACGGACACCUCUGCGGAGAUCCACAUCUCUCUGAGUGGAGCCCUCCUGCUGCUGAACGGCACGUUCCUGAUGAACGAGUGGGCAGCAGGCCAGGAGCCGGCGGGCGUGUGUGUGUGUGUGGCCGUAGCCAUCGAGUACGCGCUGCUGAGCUCCUUCACCUGGAUGGCCAUCGAGGCGCUGCACCUGUACCUCAUGCUCAUCCGCGUCUUCAACGUUUACUACGCACGCUACAUGCUCAAACUCUCUCUCAUUGGCUGGGGUGUUCCUGCUGUGGUGGUUGCUCUGUCCAUGGUGGUGAGACUGGACGAUGGUCAUAUUGCCUACGGUCUGGUGGAGAACCAGGACUCUGGAUACUGCUGGAUCCGAGACCAGGUGUUUGCGUACGGGCUGAACGUGACCUUCUUCAGCCUGGUGUUCCUGCUCAACAGCGGCGUGCUGAUCACCGUCAGCUGGAGGAUCCUGCGCACGCGCCACUCAGCCAAGGGGGCGGGGCCAGGCCAGGCGGCCGGCCAAUCCUGCGGCAGCGUGCUGACGGUGCUCGGCCUCACCUGCCUGCUGGGCUCCUGCUGGGGACUCGCCUUCCUCUCCUACGGACACACACACACCGCCGUGCUCUACCUCUUCUGCAUCCUCAACUCCCUACAGGGCUUCUUCUUGUUCCUGUGGGUGUACGGGACGGGGAGGAAGAGGCGGCGUGAACAGCAGGAGGCCACCUCCACCUCCAGCUCCAUGGAUGGGUGGGGGUUGGACCUUGGGAGGUUCAGUGGUAAUUGGGUGCACCUGUAA
This is a messenger RNA of Sardina pilchardus (European sardine), 1932 nucleotides long. RefSeq names its product adhesion G-protein coupled receptor G5-like. Gene Ontology annotation, molecular function: G protein-coupled receptor activity. The coding region runs from base 1 to 1932 and encodes 643 amino acids. The transcript has 14 exons. Lineage: Eukaryota; Metazoa; Chordata; Actinopteri; Clupeiformes; Clupeidae. The record is from RefSeq and is a predicted model, not a curated record. Gene Ontology annotation, biological process: cell surface receptor signaling pathway; adenylate cyclase-activating G protein-coupled receptor signaling pathway. Gene Ontology annotation, cellular component: plasma membrane.